AUGUAUACAACAAAUUCAUUCUGUGAUGUAGCUGCUCUUGGUUGGUGGGACUUAUUUAUUAAUUACGGCGUUGCAGAAUGCUUUGCCUUUCUUAUUUGCACAAAUUGGUUUAAUCCUGCAAUUCAUAGGCAUUCUCGUCUUAGAGCAACUGUUUCAUCUUCAAUGCCUAUUAGAUAUCUUGACUGGAAUAGUGGCUUAGUAGUGUCAUCAGAUGAAGAUCAUCAGCAUGGUAGAAUAUGCAGCUUGGCUGACAUUGGUGGGCACAUUAUGAAAAUUCCAAUACUCUGUUUUCAGAUCCUUCUUUUUAUGUAUUUAGAGGGAACACCACCUAGCGCUAGACACAUUCGAAUGCCAGUUCUAUUUUCUCCUCUUUUCUUGCUGCAGGGAGCUGGUGUUUUGUUUGCUAUAUGUAAAUUUGUGGAGAAAGUUAUUCUUUUAGUAAAUUCUGGAGCAGUUACAGGGAGUUAUUUUAGAAUACUAUCAAGAGCUUAUGAUCUUUUUGGAUUUAUGCACCAUGGAUCAAGAUUGCUGGGUUGGUGGUCAAUUGACGAAGGAAGUCGUGAGGAACAUGCCCGACUUUGUUAUGCUGGUGCUUCGGGGUCAGUAUUGCUGUAUUCUGCAGUGUCAUAA
This is a messenger RNA of Ilex paraguariensis (yerba mate), 630 nucleotides long. The record is from the annotation of a GenBank genome assembly. Lineage: Eukaryota; Viridiplantae; Streptophyta; Magnoliopsida; Aquifoliales; Aquifoliaceae.